This is a messenger RNA of Pygocentrus nattereri (red-bellied piranha), 584 nucleotides long. RefSeq names its product C-X-C motif chemokine 11-6-like. Gene Ontology annotation, cellular component: extracellular region. The transcript is spliced from 4 exons. NCBI's taxonomy places the organism in Eukaryota, Metazoa, Chordata, Actinopteri, Characiformes, Serrasalmidae. Gene Ontology annotation, molecular function: CXCR chemokine receptor binding; chemokine activity. The record is from RefSeq and is a predicted model, not a curated record. Bases 69 to 350 code for a protein of 93 amino acids. Gene Ontology annotation, biological process: inflammatory response; cellular response to lipopolysaccharide; chemokine-mediated signaling pathway.
UCUUCAAGAGCAUCACCAACAGACCCCUCAAGAACAUCACCGAGAACUUCUUAAAGAACAAGAGCAAAAUGAAGACUGCUGCAGCUUUUGUUUUCCUUGUCUGUCUGUCAGUUGUGCAAGGUCAGGCCAGGCUGAGCGUAAAGAGGUGCUUAUGUCAAGGUUCUGGGGUGAACAUGGUUCGUCUACAACGUGUUGAGAAGGUUGAAGUUUAUCCUCCUAGUCCAUCUUGUGAAAAUGUGGAAAUUAUUGUCACUUUCAAGAACAGUGCAGGACAAAAAUGCUUGAACCCAGAAUCCAGUUUUGCCCAGAAUUACAUCAAGACAGCCAUUAAAAAGAGGAGUGCCCAGUAAAGCAUGUGUCCAAACAUCAGUGAAGAAGUGAAAGAGAUGACUGUGAACAUCACUAAUUUAAAAAUCAUAUGUUAUGAUAUUGUAAAAACUGUACAUAUACAUUAGGUUUGUAAUUUAAUUUAUGAGAAGGAUAUAACGGUGUACUUGCAGCUGUUUAAUACACAAAAUUAUACCUGGUAAUACUUUCUUUUGAUGUUUUAACUGCUGUUCCUGUCUGACCUACAAUAAACUGUA